Messenger RNA from Dromaius novaehollandiae (emu), 2033 nucleotides. It is a transcript of the gene EGFL7, whose product is annotated as EGF like domain multiple 7. Gene Ontology annotation, molecular function: signaling receptor binding; calcium ion binding. Gene Ontology annotation, cellular component: cell surface; extracellular region. Gene Ontology annotation, biological process: anatomical structure development. The transcript has 10 exons. Lineage: Eukaryota; Metazoa; Chordata; Aves; Casuariiformes; Dromaiidae. The record is from RefSeq and is a predicted model, not a curated record. The coding region runs from base 869 to 1762 and encodes 297 amino acids.
UCAAAAUUAGUAUUAGCAUAUAAAACACUGAACCCUCCCUACAAGUGGAGGAUUAAAUGCUCUUUUAAUGGGCUAUAUGCAGUUCUUAAGCAGAUAACAUGGAUACUUUCUUGAGCAAAGAUUUGACCCAGUAAAUGGAGCUGAAGAGCAAACAUUUUGCAAUUAAAAUAAUUGCAGAAUUUUAAAAUGCUGCCGUGCACUUAUGGAAUAAUUGUGGAAUGGCUGCGAAGGCUCUAGGGGAGACCUUGAACAACGGUGUGUUUAGUCCUGCACAGUGCCUUGCUGUCUAGCGAGAAGCCGAAAGCUGAGCGGAAAACCGGGUGUGAAUGAAUCCGUCCCCUUUCUCACCGUCGCGUUUCCGAUGGGGAACCUGGGGACUAGUGCAAGAAUUGCCUGGGGAGCUGGUGAUCUUUAUCCUUAAAUGAGUGUGUGUAACUAGUGAAGACAGUGAUGUGUAUUUGUUGGGGUGCAGCAGAUGGUACAGCGCUGCAAGCCCGUGCGAGCGAGGGGAGGAUUGGGACCACGGGAUGCUCCUAAAACAUCUGCUCUGCACAGGAGAGAAGAAACGGGCCCGUGCCCUGCGGCUGGUACCGCUGUGCCCGUGCCGCCGCGGCCUGCCUGCAUGCCCUCGCGGGGCCGGCUCGGCACCGGUGCCGGGCACAGGAGCCCUGCGUGGCCCAGGUCCUGCGUCCGCCCGUCCCACCCCUCUCCGCAGGGAGCAUCCAGGGAAUCCCACAUCAGUAAGAAACCAAGAUGCCGUUUAAGGAAGGAAUCCCUGCUCAGGACAAAUGACGGAGCACCGCGGAUAAGGGUCCCCCGCUGACCAGCGAGACAUGCGGUAGGAGCCGGCGCUUCCCAUCGGAGAGCGAUGCUCCUCGAUGCUGCACGGCCCAGCGCGGCAGGGAGAGCGGCUCGGAGAGGCCGGGAGAUGCACCGAAGCGGCUGCCUCCUCGCAGGGCUCAUCCUCAUCCUCGGCACGGCCGGCGCGGGCGGUUUUGCCCAGGCAGGGCGCCGCGUGUGCAGUGCGGAGCCGCGGAGCCGGCCGGCCGCCGUCGCCGAGUCCCACGUGCAGCCCGUCUACCAGCCCUACCUCACCACGUGCCAGGGGCAGCGGCUCUGCAGCACCUACAGGACCAUCUACAAGGUCGCCUACCGGCAGGCGUACAGGCAGGUGCCCCGGCCCGCCGCCCCGUGCUGUCCCGGCUGGACCCGCGCGAGCAGCCACGCGCUCGGCUGCGACCAAGCUCUCUGCCGGGCGCCGUGCCGCAACGGGGGGAGCUGCGCCUUCCCCAACAGAUGCGCCUGCCCGCCGGGCUGGACGGGACCGGCCUGCGAGACAGACGUGGACGAGUGCGCCCGCCGGAGUCAUGGCUGCAGCCAGCUCUGCCUCAACACGGCCGGGAGCUACCGCUGCGCCUGCCGCCCCGGCUUCAGCCUCGCCGCCGACGCCAGAGCGUGCCAGCCCGCAGCACCGGCCCCCGAACCGGAGCCACGCGGCGCCAGCCCCGGAGGUCCGUCCAGUGAAAUGAAGGAAGAAAUGAAAGACUUGAAGAACAGGGUGGAAGCGCUGGAGCAGAAGCUCCAGUUGGUGCUGGCCCCCUUCCAUAACCUCAUGCCAUCGGCGCCGGAAGACGUGGGCGCAGACCCCAUCAGCCGGCUGUCCCACUCCCUCCAGCAGCUGGACAGAAUCGACUCCCUGAGCGAGCAGAUCUCCUUCCUCGAGGAGCGGCUGGAGACGUGUUCCUGCAAGAAUGAACUCUAACCAAAUGUCCAAAGAACUGGAGCAAGCAGAGCGCAUCCGUACCUCUUAUCUCACCUGCCAGCCCCAGGCUGGCAGAGAAGUCACAUAAUCUACAGGAAGACGCAGGGUAGCAGGAGAAGGCUGGUUUCCCAUCAGCAUCUCCGUCUUUUCCUCUUCAAACUCACCUUAUUGAAGGUCAUGCAGCUACUUCCAAACUGGACUUCUAACCCUCAGCAUCUCACCCCACUUCUGCUGGAGCAGCAGAGAAUAAAUGCCUUACCUCAUGCCGUUA